AUGUUCGUUAUUUCGGAUAGCAGGAAUUUUCACUUUGUUGGCUCCAUUCCUGAAGUAAUUUUGGAACGAGUUUCAAUAUACAGCGAGAUUAUUCAGAUCUACAGGAAAAUUCCUAAACUCGGGGAAAGAGUGAUUGCACCUACUCUUCAAGUGGUCCUUGAUGCUGGUGAUGCUCCAAAAAGGAAAGCAAAAUCUACUGUUGUCACCGAGGAGCUGGAUGAAGAUACUAUUAGUGAUGUUCUUUUCAAUGAUGAUAUUCAGACUAGUGAUACUACUGCGAAUGAGUCUGACAUUCCAAAGCAAACACAACAACAAGUUAUUCAGACUGAAACUUCAAAGAAUCCAAUUUUAAACCUUUCACAACCACCUGUUGUUCCCAACAAAGCCUUUACUUCAAAUCUAAUUGCUAAUACUUCCUUUCCCACUACUACCAUUCAUGUUCACAUCAUAUUUACAAUACCUGAAACUACCUUUACCGAUUUCACCAUUCAAAUUCCAAUUUCUCAACGUAAGCUUGAACCCAUUUUCAUAGAAUCCACUAGGACUACAUCUAUUUCUCAACCUCAAGCCACAUCUACCUCAGAGAUUCUAAUUUAUGAACCAAUUGUUUUUGAAGCUGAUCCAGGUGUUGAUGAAUAUAUCACUUCAGAACCUAUUUCAACAAGUGUUGCACCAGUUUCUACAUCAGUUCCUGAUUUAGAACCAAUUAAUAGUUCUCCAUUAGUACAUGACACAUCCCUAUUUGAAUUAGAUGUUGAUUUCAUGGUUGCUAAUGAACCAAACAUUUCAGAACCAUAUGUUGCAAUUCGUGUGACAACAUUUAACGAUGAUGAGUCUAAGCUUAUGACUCGUCAAGACAAUCAUUUUUUAAUAUAA
Molecule: messenger RNA, 876 nt
Organism: Lactuca saligna
Lineage: Eukaryota; Viridiplantae; Streptophyta; Magnoliopsida; Asterales; Asteraceae
Source: the annotation of a GenBank genome assembly